AUUUCCCAGAAGGCUCUGCUGCCCCGGUGCGGAGGGAGUCCCACAGCCUGGACGGCUUGGACAGCACGCUGUCGCCGCGAUGGCGCUGGAAAUGCCGUGGUGCUCCGGGUAGCCGGGGAGGAUGCUCGGCGGGGAGGAUGCUCGGCGGGGCCGCUGCAGCCCUUCGCUGUGAUGCUUUGCGGGUGGCACCGGCCUCCGUGGGCCGUCCGUCCGGUGGCAUGCACAAGCCGGUGGCCUUGGUGCUGGCGCGGGGGGCCCGCAGCGCCCGGCUCGGCCAUGUGCUCCUCCAGCUCCGAUCGGUGCCUGCGGCCACCAAAGGGCCCCGGGACAGGUGGGAAGAGGAGAAGACAGGCGAUGGGAUAAAGUGGAAGCAGCUGGAGCACAAAGGCCCCUACUUCGCCCCCCUCUACGAGCCGCUGCCCGACGAUGUCCAGUUUUAUUACGACGGUAAACCUUUGAAGCUGAGCUUGGCCACUGAGGAAAUUGCCACCUUCUAUGCAAAAAUGUUGGAUCACGAGUACACAACCAAGGAGAUUUUCCAGAACAACUUCUUCAAUGACUGGAGGAAGGAAAUGACCCCAAAUGAGCGGAAGAUAAUAAAACACCUGGACAAGUGCGACUUCAAGGAGAUGCACAAGUACUUUGUGGACAAAAGUGAGGCACGGAAAGCUCUCUCAAAAGAGGAGAAGCAGAAGCUGAAAGAGGAAGCAGAUAAGAUCCAGGAGGAGUACGGGUACUGCAUCCUUGAUGGGCACCGAGAGAAAAUAGGCAACUUCAAAACCGAGCCGCCCGGACUGUUUCGUGGCCGUGGCGAUCACCCCAAAAUGGGCAUGCUUAAGAAAAGGAUCAUGCCCGAAGAUGUGGUCAUCAACUGCAGCAAGGACUCCAAGAUCCCUGAGCCACCGGCCGGCCACAAGUGGAAGGAGGUGCGCUUCGACAACACGGUCACCUGGCUGGCCUCGUGGACUGAAAACAUCCAGAACUCCUUGAAGUACAUCAUGCUGAACCCCAGCUCCAAGCUGAAGGGGGAGAAGGACUGGCAGAAGUAUGAGGUAGCCCGGCGCUUAAAAGAUGUUGUCCACAAAAUCCGUGCUCAGUACCAAGCCGACUGGAAGUCCAAGGAGAUGAAAAAGCGGCAAAGAGCAGUGGCCCUCUACUUCAUCGAUAAGUUGGCCCUACGAGCUGGCAAUGAGAAGGAGGAAGGGGAGACGGCGGACACGGUUGGCUGCUGCUCUCUGCGCGUUGAGCACAUCAAGCUGUACCCCAAGCUGGAUGGGCAGGAGCACGUGGUGGAAUUCGACUUCCUUGGGAAAGACUCGAUCCGCUACUACAACAAGGUGUCAGUGGAGAAGCCGGUCUUCAAGAACCUGCAGCUUUUCAUGAAGAACAAGGACCCAGGAGAUGACCUCUUUGACAGGCUCAAUACAUCAAUCUUGAACAGACAUCUCCAGGAUUUGAUGAAUGGUUUAACUGCCAAGGUGUUCAGGACCUACAAUGCCUCCAUCACCCUGCAGGAACAGCUCAAAGCACUCACUAACUCUGAAGACAACGUUGCGGGAAAGCUCCUCUCCUACAACCGAGCUAACCGAGCUGUGGCCAUCCUGUGCAACCAUCAGAGGUCCACGCCAAAAACCUUUGAGAAGUCAAUGCAAAUCCUCCAGACCAAGAUUGAUGCCAAGAAGCAGCAGCUGGAGGAAGCCCAGCUAGAGCUGAAGAAAGCUGAAGAUGAGCUCAAAGACAAGAAUGAUGCCAAAGCAGAGGCCAAUGUGCAAAAGAAGAAGAAAUUGUUGGAGAGACUAGAAGAGCAGCUGGCCAAGCUGGAAGUCCAGGCCACAGACAAGGAGGAGAACAAGCAGAUUGCUCUGGGCACGUCCAAGCUGAACUACCUGGACCCCAGGAUUAGCAUAGCCUGGUGCAAGAAGUUUGGCGUGCCUAUUGAGAAGAUCUACAACAAGACGCAGAGGGAGAAGUUUGCCUGGGCGAUCGACAUGGCCGAUGAAGACUUUGAAUUCUGAGAAAAUGCCUUUGCUGUUACCUCAUGCUCUUUUGGUGCUGUUGGAAGCUUUUUACAUGCUGCAGCAGUCGUUGCAGUGGUGGGGGGGAAAUGUCUAAUGGAACAAUUUGAUACAGGUGCUUUGUGCUGUUUUUGCAUAAAAAGAAAAAAACGCGGUUUCUAGUUGAAACAAGUACCACUGACUUGUGGCACUCGUCCUGACUGUGGUGACUUUAACAUGAACUUUUAACUCCUUUCUGGUUAGAACUGCCAAGUGCUUUGGAUCUCUUUUUCCUCCUCUGGAGUCUGGAAAGAAGCUUGAAUGUGAGUCUUAAUUGUGCAGAUAAACAAGAUAAAAUGGUCUAAUCCCAUCUCCUCUCUGUAUUGGAGAUGUGCUGCCCUUUUAAGACGCUCAGAAUUAGCCUGACAGGAAACAUUAGGCAAUGACAGCGCUAAAAGAGGCGACUGCAAUAUAAGGCCUGGGUCUGGAUGCACUGGGAGAAAUGAGAUUUCUCAGGGUUUUACGUUACAGGAUAUUUUGUGCCCUUUCACCUUCAGAAGGGGGGAGAAAAUUGCACAAUUUUUACAAACAAUCACAACGGAGACGUUUUCUUCUGGGGAGCCAAUGUCACUGCAAUAGGAGAAGCUCUGUCCGAGGAAGCUGAUUUCAUGGCAGAGGGCUGAAAAUCACCUUGGCGUGAGCAAAGUCUACUUUAAUCACCCCUGUGUGGUGUAGCAUUGGUCUGGGAGAGAAGGUCUCAUCUGGGUCCAUAUUUUCCCCCCUUAUUUCCAUGGGCUUUGGCUCAGCUCCUCGUAUCCAUAGACACCUGUAGAAAUAAAUUGUUCAGCCCUUGAUUUCACACUGGGGAAGGAUGAUGCUGGCUGUGGGGCUGGAACGGACUAUGGAGGGAUGCGGGAAUGCUGGGAAGCAGCUAGCAGUCACCAAAGUCACAGCAACAUGUGGGAUAACAGCUUCAUCACGGAGCGUGCAUCUCUCCCCAGGCCCAUUCCGCUGGGAAAUGCCUGGUGCUGGGCACAGAGCAAUAACAUAGGGAAAGACGGCCAAUUGCACAGCAAGCGCCAUCGUUUUAUGCUGCUUCUUAGUAGAAGCAGUGAGAUCUGUGUGUACCUGGCAGCAGUCAGCUUACGUGACAGUAAAUCCUUGGGCGUAAGUGAGCUGUUGCAUCGGCAGCAAAGCCUUCUUGCAUCUCAGGGCUGACACUCAGGUCGCUGCAGUCCGAAGCGUUGUUUCCAGUGUGUUUGUUUACAGCCACUUGUUCUUGUGUUCAAAUUAUUUAAAUUACUAUUAUUUCGUUUGAAGGUCAGGUACUUGAAAUGCAGUUCAUUAAAACUGGAAAUGAUUUUUCUGAAAA
This is a messenger RNA of Dromaius novaehollandiae (emu), 3366 nucleotides long. RefSeq names its product DNA topoisomerase I mitochondrial (gene TOP1MT). Lineage: Eukaryota; Metazoa; Chordata; Aves; Casuariiformes; Dromaiidae. Gene Ontology annotation, biological process: DNA replication; DNA topological change. The record is from RefSeq and is a predicted model, not a curated record. Gene Ontology annotation, cellular component: mitochondrial nucleoid; chromosome. Gene Ontology annotation, molecular function: DNA binding; DNA topoisomerase type I (single strand cut, ATP-independent) activity. The coding region runs from base 138 to 2015 and encodes 625 amino acids. The transcript has 14 exons.